UCCGGCCCGCGGGCGCGGCCAGGGCGGGGCGCUCGGCGUGUCCCUCCGCGGGUGUGUCCCUCUGCCCGUGCGGCCCGACACAGCGAGGCGGGAGUGGGCUCCAGACCGCGGUGGUCCUAAGGCGGCCAGUGGGACAGCCUAGAGAAGAGGACCCUGGGGUGCUGGCAUCCAGUUCUGAGCAGGUGUUGGAAGUCCACUAAGAGGACCAGAGAGGAGACGCCCAGACGGCCUCUGGGUGACCACAGCAUCCCUCCGUGGUCUCUGCUGCACCUUCUGAGACACAAGUGCCACCAAGAUGUCUAACCCAUUUCUGAAACAAGUGUUCAACAAGGACAAAACAUUCCGGCCCAAGCGCAAGUUCGAGCCUGGAACACAGCGCUUUGAGCUCCACAAGCGCGCACAGGCGUCGCUGAAUGCAGGACUGGACCUGCGGCUGGCGGUGCAGCUGCCACUAGGUGAGGACCUCAACGACUGGGUGGCUGUGCAUGUGGUGGACUUCUUCAACCGUGUCAACCUCAUCUAUGGUACCAUCAGUGAUGGCUGCACUGAGCAGUCGUGCCCAGUUAUGUCCGGGGGCCCCAAGUAUGAGUACCGCUGGCAGGACGAGCAGCGCUUCCGGAAGCCCACGGCGCUCUCUGCACCCCGCUACAUGGACCUGCUUAUGGACUGGAUUGAGGUUCAGAUCAACAACGAGGACAUCUUCCCCACCAACGUCGGCACACCAUUCCCCAAGAACUUCCUGCAGGCGGUGCGUAAGAUCCUGUCCCGGCUGUUCCGCGUGUUCGUGCACGUGUACAUCCACCACUUCGACCGCAUAGCGCAGAUGGGCUCUGAGGCGCACGUCAACACCUGCUACAAGCACUUCUACUACUUCGUCACUGAGUUCAACCUCAUUGACCCCAAGGAGCUGGAGCCCCUGAAGGAGAUGACCUCACGGAUGUGCCACUGAGGCCACCUGGCCGCCAAGACUCAGGGAGAAAGCUUGGGAGCCCCUGUCAGCUUUGUUCAGCCUGGGUCUCAGGAGCAGCGUCACCCCGAAUGCCGCUAUCAGAGGAACAGAGGGACUCUGGCUCCUCCCUCCAUCUCUGACCUGUGCUGGACUUGAAAUCUGUAAUACUGUAUCCUCUCAGCCUCCGGGUUCAUACCGUGUCUGUGCCACAGCCUCUGGCAGGAGGCAGGAUCUGGAGCCAUUGCCAAUUACCCCCUUGUCCAGUCUCCAUGCCUAUCCAGCCUUGCCCCAUGGCCUUAGUAUGUGUGGCCACAGCUCUGUCCCCUUCUUCCUAGCCUGGAAGGAGAGGUGGCGUGCGGUCUCCUCUGCAGAGCCACUCUGUGUGGUGACCACAUGGACGCCCAGCUGCCACACAUUUAAAGAUGUAAUAGUACGCAUGUCCUCCACUGCCCAGCUCUGCCCUCUGCUUGUGCUUCUGGACAUCACGCAUUGCCAGAUCUCUCCA
Molecule: messenger RNA, 1454 nt
Organism: Myodes glareolus (Bank vole)
Lineage: Eukaryota; Metazoa; Chordata; Mammalia; Rodentia; Cricetidae
Gene: Mob3a
Product: MOB kinase activator 3A
Source: RefSeq, a predicted model, not a curated record